Molecule: messenger RNA, 1395 nt
Organism: Alternaria conjuncta
Lineage: Eukaryota; Fungi; Ascomycota; Dothideomycetes; Pleosporales; Pleosporaceae
Exons: 5
Coding region: 1-1395 (464 amino acids)
Biological process (GO): nucleotide metabolic process
Molecular function (GO): ATP binding; ATP:ADP adenylyltransferase activity
Source: RefSeq, a predicted model, not a curated record
AUGACCUCCUCGUACCCUGCACACUCGGCCACCAUGGACGACCCAGACCAAGGCUGGAAGCCAAACAACCGCCCUCAAUCCACCCUAGCCCGCAACUUCAUGUCGGAGCUCGACAGCCUGUUCAACUUGGACGAAGGCCUCGCGACCCUGGACAAGACGGUCCUGGAGAAGAAGCAGGCAGUCACGACCCAGACCAAGGAGCUCGAGGCCCUCGAGGCCAGGCUCAAGGCCGCCGAAGAGCGCCUCAACCAGGCAAAGAGCAACUCGCCCCCAGCUAAGAACGACACCCAGCGCGAACAAGACGCCGCUCGGUCACAAGGGGCCGCCAGCCCCCUUGCCGCAAAGUCCCAAAACAUGCCAGGUGCGCUACCAGAGACACCGACUCCUACAUCGACUACCAGUGCUGACUAUGUCCUGGUAGAGAGGCCACUGUCCGCCAAGCCUGAGACCUCAUACACAGGCCUUGUGUCUCGUUACUCCAAGCCCUCGACUCACCACCUGGGCAACAACCCACCGAACAGUCAGCAGCUCGACAUGGACGACGUCACUGAAGUAGCGCUGACCGAAUCAUUCGACAAACUCGUCUCUGAAGGUGUCAUUGUCUACGGUCCCAAUGAGUCUAUCAAAUUCGAGCACGAAGGCUACCCGAUAGAGUUCCGGGUCUGCCCAGCACUAGCAACCAAACCUCACACCGUAGGCGCCACGAACCAUGCCUUUGACAAAUCACGAAAAUAUGGUCCUGGCAGCGACUUGUUCUGUCCAGACGAGCGACUCAACAUCACACAGCUCAACGGCACGCACGACCUAGCACUCAACCUAUUCUGCGUCGACAGGCCGCAACUGCUCAUGUUGACUCUAGACUCGUACAAGCGUCAGCACGAAGCUCUUGACCUAGAUGACUUUGAGGUUAUGUUGCAAGUGUUACGGAAGCUUCCAAACUUCUACGUCAUCUUCAACUGUGGGGAGAAGGGUGGAUGCAGUAGGAUACACAAGCACCUCCAGGGCUUGAGAGGGCCGCCACAUGCUUUCGACCACAUCAUGGCUUCGCUCACGGAUGCAUCGAAGAAGGUACCUUUCCAGUUCUUUGUUCAUGAAUUCAGUCAUGGCUUCACGAAUACGUCCGCUUCGACUGUUCUUGAUGUGUAUAAGACGUUCAUUGCGCGGUGUCGCUCGCUCAUGGGCACGUGUGAGAAGGAAACACCUCCCCAUAACGUCAUCAUGUGGGCUGAUCGACUCGUGGUUGUUCCACGUCGUAGAGGAACCACAGAGGGAGCGAGCGCGAAUGCUGGAGGCAUGCUAGGGAGCGUAUGGAUAUCGGGACAGAAGCAUGUGGAUGAGUGGUUGAGGCUCGGCUACGCGAAUGUGUUGAGAGAGCUGGGUGUUCCAAGUUGUUGA